Seriola dumerili (greater amberjack) is the source of this 2081-nucleotide messenger RNA. RefSeq names its product chromatin licensing and DNA replication factor 1 (gene cdt1). Gene Ontology annotation, cellular component: nucleus. Lineage: Eukaryota; Metazoa; Chordata; Actinopteri; Carangiformes; Carangidae. The record is from RefSeq and is a predicted model, not a curated record. The transcript has 10 exons. Gene Ontology annotation, biological process: DNA replication checkpoint signaling; regulation of DNA-templated DNA replication initiation; mitotic cell cycle. Gene Ontology annotation, molecular function: DNA binding; DNA polymerase binding. Bases 1 to 2073 code for a protein of 690 amino acids.
AUGUCUCAGGCCCGAGUUACUGAUUUCUUUUCCCAGAAAAAGAAAGGCAUCGGCGGCCCGGUGAAACCAGCCAAGCAGCGCAGCCGCGGCUCUGGAGGGACCAGCACUAGCGUCACCAGCACACGGUCAAGAUCCGCUAAAAACAAAGACCUUUGUUCGUCCUAUGUCCACGAAGAGUUUCUCCGAGUUAUUGACGAGGCAGCGGGGUUAAACGAUGGAGAAUCUUCAUUCACCAACACCACCAAAGUUCUCCCCUCCAGCCCCCGGACACCGAAGCGGAGCUCGACAGAGUUUGAUCUCGGGGCUCCCUUGUUUUCAGCCACCGCCGACCACAGCACGGCCAAGAAGAGACGUCAGGCGGAGGAGGUCAGAGACACUAAAGCUAACAUCCCGGAGAAAACAACGAGGAGGACGGCCAGGAAGAAACUGGUCCUCCCUCAGGACACACCACAGGCUUCAGCCCAGCCUCCUAUGCCAGAAGCGACCCAGCAGCCCUCAGCUCCAGCAGCUCCUGUGUCUGCACAGAGAGCUGAGAACCAUGCAGAGGGCAUCAGUAAGAAGACUGCAGGACAGCCCAGCAAGACACUGUGUAAAGAGGACAUCGCAGCCCUAAAGUCUCGCCUCCAGAGGAUCAAGAAACACGCAGAGGAAAAAAUCAGCAGUGCUUCAGUUUCCACUGCCUCCUCCUGCUCCUCUCCAUCUUCUCCAGCACCUGACAAUACUAACCCACCUGUACCCAAAGCUGCCACACCCUCCACCUCUGACGCCAAGGCCCUCAAGCUCACUGUAGCACGAGCCAGAGAGCUCGCAGCUAAAGCUCAGAGGAGAAUCAAGGAGAGAGAGGCCGAGGAGAGCGAGCAGAGCGACACACCACCCCCGGACAGCACUGAGCAGCCAGCGUACCAGCGGUACCACACCCUCGCCCAGGCAGCCCCCCCGGGCCUCUCCCUGCCUUACCAGUACAAGCUGCUGGCUGAGAUGUUCAGGAGUAUGGACACUGUGGUCGCCAUGCUGUACAACCGCUGUGAGACGGCCACAUUCGCCAAGGUCAAGCAGGGAGUUCAGGACAUGAUGCACAAGCGUUUUGAGGAGAGCCACGUGGGUCAGAUAAAGACAGUGUUUCCUGAGGCCUACACGUUCAGACAGGAGAAGAACAUCCCGACCUUCAACAGCAGCAUUAAGAAGGGCAGCUACCAGCUCACCGUGGAGCCCGUCAUCCUCUCUGACCAGAAUGAAGCACGUCCUGUCCUCUCAGCCUCACGUCUCCUAGAGAGAAGACACAUCUUCCACCUGAACCUGGUCUCCAUUGUCAAACAGCACCACAAGGUCUUCCUGUCCUCGUUGGUUCCUCCGGUCUCUGUUCCAGACGACAAACUGACCCGCUGGCACCCUCGCUUUAAUGUGGACACGGUGCCUGCCGUCCAGACCAGCUCGCUGCCUCAGCCUCCUCGCACGGAGAGACUGGCCACAGCUCAGGAGGUGCUGGACAAGGCGCGCUCACUCAUCACACCCAAGAUGGAGAAGGCUCUGGUUUCUCUGGCUCAGAGGAGAGAAGAUAAUGCUGCAGAAAGUAAAGAGCCGACAUCUCCUCCACAGAACCCAACAGCCCCCCAGACACCAGCUCCAUCAGCUGCUCCAUCAUCUGCUCCUGCAGCUCCGGUCCCAACCACCCUGAAAGGAGUGUCUCAGUCCCUGCUGGACCGGAUUCGUGCGAAGGAGGCUCAGAAGCUCCUGGCUGCCAUGACUCGAAACCCCAACCAGGAGGAGCGCCUGAUGAUGAUGUCACGACUCGGGGAGCUGGCAAGGAUCCUUCGAAACGUUUUUGUAGCAGAGAAGAAACCGGCUUUGAUAAUGGAGGUGGCCUGUAACAGGAUGGUGGCCAGCUACAGGUCUGCUCUUAGCACAGGUGAAAUGGAGAAACACAUCCGUCUGCUGGCAGAAGUGGCUGCCGAUUGGUUGACGAUCCAUCCAAUCAGGAAGGACUUCUACCUGAAGCUGAACAAGAACAUGGAGCUGAGCAUCGUUCUGGACAAACUGAGCAGACGACUGAGAGAGGAGGAGGAGAGACUCUGAGAGAGGAG